Messenger RNA from Recurvomyces mirabilis, 606 nucleotides. RefSeq lists its product as uncharacterized. The transcript is spliced from 2 exons. The coding region runs from base 1 to 606 and encodes 201 amino acids. The record is from RefSeq and is a predicted model, not a curated record. NCBI's taxonomy places the organism in Eukaryota, Fungi, Ascomycota, Dothideomycetes, Mycosphaerellales, Teratosphaeriaceae.
AUGGCAAGAAGUAAGCAGACCGAGCGUCCCACAACCAACGCUGCACACGACCUGCUUGCUUCCAAGAUCGUGCCCGAAGAAGUGAGCCGACAAUUUAUCCAUAACGCAACAAAUUCUCCACUUUUCACAUUGCCACCCGAGCUGCGCAAUCGAAUAUGGCAGCCACUCUUCGGACGGUAUACCAUUCACAUCUGGAACCGCAACGCAGACUACAGACGUUACGAAUGUAUACACGAUGAGGACGAUGUCCAGGCUGCGACGGCGAUCAAGAACUUAGACCCGCCGGUCUCGACACUCGUCUACAGUAACCGCCACAACGACUGCUACAAUCACCACGGCAAACGCUUCAGCUACGAACUCGAGAUGCUUACCGUCUGCCGUCAGAUCCACCAAGAGACCGCUCUGAUGCCAUUCACCAACAGUGUGUUCUCAUUCGAGUCAGAUCCAUUCGAAUUCAUCGACCGCUUGAUUCUAGCACAGGCUUGCGCCAUCAAGUCUGCCGUGUUUGGAGAGGAGAUCCAACACCACGAGUUCGCGAGAUGGCUACUGCUUCUGUUGCCAAGCGUAGCUGGGUGGAAAGCAAGUUCAAAGGUUUGCGUGACGUAG